AUGGCAGUAAGGCGUGGUGCAACAGCAGCAGUCAUGCCAAGGGGAGGUGCUUCUCACAAAGAUGUGCUGACACUGCAGCAGUCGUGCCAAGGGGUGGUGCUGCUCAGAGAGGUGACGUGGACCACAUGGCUCACCAUGGCAGUAAGGUCCAAGGCCACACCAACAUUCCUGCCAAGGGAUGGUGCUUCUAAGAGAGGUGCUGUGGGCCGUGCGGCAGUACGCCGGACUGAAGCAGCGAUGGCAGCCGAAACAACAACAGGCAGUGCAAGGAAGAGCAAGUGGGGUUUCAGGUGCAGCAGGUGUGGUUGUGGCAACAGCAUCAACGUGCUUGCAGUAGCACUAGAGGACAGGAGGGGAGGAGGGGAGGAGGCAGAAAGGGAGGGACGAGGGAAGAAAAUAAGUGGUCACCCAGAGGCAACAACACCAGCAACAACCGCAAUAGCAGUAGUAGCGAGGCAUAUUUAG
Molecule: messenger RNA, 465 nt
Organism: Closterium sp. Naga37s-1
Lineage: Eukaryota; Viridiplantae; Streptophyta; Zygnematophyceae; Desmidiales; Closteriaceae
Source: the annotation of a GenBank genome assembly